AUGUCAUAAACCACAGCCAUGUCGACAGACGCCGAGAUGGCCAUCUUUGGGGAGGCGGCUCCUUACCUCCGGAAGUCAGAGAAGGAGAGAAUCGAGGCCCAGAACAAGCCUUUCGAUGCCAAGUCAUCCGUCUUUGUGGUACAUGCAAAAGAAUCCUAUGUGAAAAGCACAAUCCAGAGCAGGGAAUCAGGGAAGGUCACUGUCAAGACUGAAAAGGGAGAGACCCUGACCGUGAAGGAAGAUCAGAUCUUCUCCAUGAACCCUCCCAAGUAUGACAAAAUUGAGGACAUGGCCAUGAUGACCCACCUCCACGAACCCGCUGUGCUGUACAACCUCAAAGAGCGUUACGCAGCCUGGAUGAUCUACACCUACUCGGGUCUCUUCUGCGUCACUGUCAACCCCUACAAGUGGCUGCCCGUGUACAACCCGGAGGUGGUGUUGGCCUACCGAGGCAAGAAGCGCCAGGAGGCCCCUCCACACAUCUUCUCCAUCUCUGACAACGCCUAUCAGUUCAUGCUGACUGAUCGGGAGAACCAGUCCAUCCUGAUCACCGGAGAAUCCGGUGCCGGGAAGACUGUGAACACAAAGCGUGUCAUCCAGUACUUUGCAACAAUUGCAGCCAGCGGGGACAAGAAGAAGGAGGAGCAGACAUCAGGCAAAAUGCAGGGGACACUUGAGGAUCAAAUCAUCAGUGCCAACCCACUGCUGGAGGCCUUUGGAAACGCCAAGACCGUGAGGAACGACAACUCCUCGCGCUUUGGUAAAUUCAUCAGAAUCCACUUUGGUGCCACAGGCAAACUGGCUUCUGCUGACAUUGAAACAUAUCUGCUGGAGAAGUCCAGAGUCACUUUCCAGCUCAAGGCAGAAAGAAGCUACCACAUCUUUUAUCAGAUCAUGUCCAACAAGAAGCCAGAGCUGAUUGAGAUGUUACUGAUCACCACCAACCCAUAUGACUAUCAGUACGUGAGUCAAGGUGAGAUCACUGUUCCCAGCAUUAACGACCAGGAAGAGCUGAUGGCCACGGAUAGUGCCAUUGACAUCCUGGGCUUCACUCCUGACGAGAAAACAGCCAUCUACAAGCUGACAGGGGCCGUCAUGCACUACGGGAACCUGAAGUUCAAGCAGAAGCAGCGUGAGGAGCAGGCAGAGCCUGAUGGCACUGAAGUUGCUGACAAGGCUGCCUACCUGAUGGGUCUGAAUUCAGCAGACCUGCUCAAGGCCCUCUGCUACCCCCGAGUCAAGGUGGGGAAUGAAUAUGUGACCAAGGGCCAAACAGUGCAGCAGGUGUACAAUUCAGUGGGUGCCCUGGCAAAGGCUGUGUUUGAGAAGAUGUUCCUGUGGAUGGUUGUUCGCAUCAACCAACAGCUGGACACGAAGCAGCCCAGGCAGUACUUCAUUGGUGUGCUGGACAUUGCUGGCUUUGAGAUCUUUGACUUCAACAGCCUGGAGCAGUUGUGCAUCAACUUCACCAAUGAAAAACUGCAACAGUUCUUCAACCAUCACAUGUUCGUGCUAGAGCAGGAGGAGUACAAGAAGGAGGGAAUUGAAUGGGAGUUUAUUGACUUUGGGAUGGACCUGGCUGCCUGCAUUGAGCUCAUUGAGAAGCCCAUGGGCAUCUUCUCCAUCCUGGAAGAGGAGUGCAUGUUCCCCAAGGCAACUGACACCUCUUUCAAGAACAAGCUCUAUGACCAGCACCUGGGCAAGUCCAACAACUUCCAGAAGCCCAAGCCUGGCAAAGGCAAGGCUGAGGCCCACUUCUCCCUGGUGCACUAUGCUGGCACAGUGGACUACAACAUCACUGGGUGGCUUGACAAGAACAAGGACCCUCUGAAUGAAACAGUGGUGGGGCUGUAUCAGAAAUCAUCCCUGAAGACCCUAGCCUUACUCUUUGCCUCUGCUGGAGGAGAGGCAGAGGCUAGUGGUGGUGGUGGUGGUGGUGGCAAGAAGGGAGGCAAGAAGAAGGGUUCUUCUUUCCAGACAGUGUCAGCUCUGUUCAGGGAAAACCUGAACAAGCUGAUGACCAAUCUGCGGAGCACUCACCCCCAUUUUGUGCGCUGUAUCAUCCCCAAUGAAUCUAAAACACCUGGUGCCAUGGAGCACGAGCUGGUGCUGCACCAGCUGCGCUGUAAUGGCGUGUUGGAAGGGAUCAGGAUCUGCAGGAAAGGAUUCCCGAGCAGAAUCCUCUAUGCUGACUUCAAACAGAGUCUGUGCCUGUGCUUUGCCCGGCCUGACAGCGAUGUGCUGCAACAUUCCCUCUCUAAGGUGUUCUUCAAAGCUGGGCUGCUGGGGCUCCUGGAGGAGAUGAGGGAUGAGAAGCUGGCACAGCUCAUCACCCGCACACAGGCCGUGUGCAGGGGUUACCUGAUGAGGGUGGAGUACCGGAGAAUGGUGGAGAGAAGAGAGUCCAUCUUCUGCAUCCAGUACAACGUUCGUGCAUUCAUGAACGUCAAACACUGGCCCUGGAUGAAGCUGUUCUUCAAGAUCAAGCCCUUGCUGAAGAGUGCAGAGUCUGAGAAGGAGAUGGCCAACAUGAAGGGAGAGUUUGAGAAAACCAAGGAAGAGCUUGCAAAGUCUGAGGCAAAGCGGAAGGAGCUGGAGGAGAAAAUGGCUUCUCUAAUGCAAGAAAAAAAUGAUCUGCAGCUCCAAGUGCAAUCUGAAGCUGAUGCUCUGGCUGAUGCUGAGGAAAGGUGUGACCAACUCAUCAAAACCAAAAUCCAGCUGGAAGCCAAAAUUAAAGAGGUGACUGAAAGAGCUGAGGAUGAGGAGGAAAUCAAUGCUGAGCUGACAGCCAAGAAGAGAAAACUGGAGGAUGAAUGUUCAGAGCUGAAGAAAGAUAUUGAUGACCUUGAGCUAACACUGGCCAAGGUGGAGAAGGAAAAACACGCCACUGAAAACAAGGUGAAAAACCUCACAGAGGAGAUGCUCCGAGUCGUGGAGUCCAUGCAAAGCACCCUGGAUGCUGAGAUCAGGAGCAGGAAUGAAGCCCUGAGGCUGAAGAAGAAGAUGGAGGGAGACCUGAAUGAAAUGGAGAUCCAGCUCAGCCAUGCCAACCGCCAGGCUGCCGAGGCACAAAAGAACCUGAGAAAUGCACAAGCAGUGCUGAAGGACACCCAGAUACACUUGGAUGAUGCUGUCAGGGCACAAGAGGACCUGAAGGAGCAGGUGGCCAUGGUGGAGCGCAGAGCAAACCUGCUGCAGGCUGAAGUUGAGGAGCUACGGGCAGCCCUGGAGCAGACGGAGCGGUCAAGGAAAGUGGCUGAGCAGGAGCUCCUGGAUGCAAGUGAGAGAGUUCAGCUUCUACAUAGCCAGAACACCAGCUUGAUCAACACCAAGAAGAAGCUGGAGACAGACAUUUCUCAGAUUCAGAGCGAAAUGGAGGAUACGAUCCAGGAGGCCCGCAAUGCUGAAGAGAAGGCCAAGAAGGCCAUCACAGAUGUGAGUACGGUGAAGGACCUGCAGCUUCGUCUGGAAGAGGCCGAGCAGUUGGCCCUGAAGGGAGGCAAGAAGCAAAUCCAGAAGCUGGAGGCCAGGGUGCGGGAGCUGGAAGGGGAGGUUGAUGCUGAGCAGAAGCGCAGCGCUGAAGCCGUGAAGGGUGUGCGCAAGUACGAGAGGAGGGUGAAGGAACUCACCUAUCAGUCUGAGGAAGACCGGAAGAAUGUUCUCAGGCUGCAGGAUCUGGUGGACAAGCUGCAAAUGAAGGUGAAAGCCUACAAGAGGCAGGCUGAGGAGGCUGAGGAGCUCUCCAAUGUCAACCUCUCCAAGUUCCGCAAGAUCCAACACGAGCUGGAGGAAGCCGAAGAACGGGCUGACAUUGCAGAGUCACAGGUCAACAAGCUCCGAGUGAAGAGCCGGGAGUUUCAUAAGAAGGUAGCAGAGGAGGAAUGAGGUUCCCAAAGCUAAAAAGUGACCUGAGGCAUGCAUAAAAUGUAAACCUCUGUGUUGCUUUCUUCUGUAAUUAUCAUUUAUGUGUAGGUAAUAAAUACAGUAGAGACCUUUGCGUAUGAACAGUGCAUGCUUUAUUUAUUCUAGCAUUCAUUACAUUUAAAAGUAUGUCAAAGAGCAUUACAUUUUUACAUCUGCAUUUUAAAAGUACAUGAAAAAUAGUAACAACUAUAUAGAUUUAUUAUUCCUCUUGCAAUGAGAAGUAUGCACUUCUUUGAUGGACUAAGACUACAUUCUUCCAAGUUAUUUUGAUCAACACUUUCGGAAAAAAAAAAAAAAAAGGAAAAAUA
This is a messenger RNA of Lepidothrix coronata (blue-crowned manakin), 4232 nucleotides long. Its product is annotated as myosin-1B-like. The transcript is spliced from 28 exons. Bases 19 to 3885 code for a protein of 1288 amino acids. The record is from RefSeq and is a predicted model, not a curated record. Gene Ontology annotation, molecular function: cytoskeletal motor activity; ATP binding; actin filament binding. Gene Ontology annotation, cellular component: myosin complex. Lineage: Eukaryota; Metazoa; Chordata; Aves; Passeriformes; Pipridae.